Trichechus manatus latirostris (Florida manatee) is the source of this 606-nucleotide messenger RNA. It is a transcript of the gene VMO1, whose product is annotated as vitelline membrane outer layer 1 homolog. The coding region runs from base 1 to 606 and encodes 201 amino acids. The record is from RefSeq and is a predicted model, not a curated record. The transcript is spliced from 3 exons. Lineage: Eukaryota; Metazoa; Chordata; Mammalia; Sirenia; Trichechidae.
AUGGAGCUGCGCGCGGGGGCCAAGCUGCUGCUGCUGCUGCUGUUGUGGGUGACGCGCUGCGGACAGACAGGAGCAGGUGGGCCCAGUGGCUUCACGUCGGUCAUCGAGGUGACUAAUGGGGGCCCCUGGGGCGACUGGGCCUGGCCCGAGAUGUGUCCUGACGGAUUCUUCACCAGUGGAUUCUCGCUCAAGGUGGAGCCUCCCCAAGGCAUUCCUGGCGACGACACGGCUCUGAAUGGGAUCCGACUACACUGUGCUCGAGGGAAUGGGGAGCUCAACAAGCACGUGGUGGAGUCCCAGUCUGGAAGGUGGGGCGCGUGGAGUGAGCCUCUGUGGUGCCCGGGAGGCGGCUUCCUUGUGGCGUUUUCGCUUCGCGUGGAGGCCCCUGUGACCCCUGGGGACAACACGGCGGCGAACAACGUGCGCUUCCGCUGCUCCGACGGCUCGGAGUUGGAGGGGCCUGGCUUGGCCUGGGGAGAGUUUGGAGACUGGAGCGACCCAUGCCCCAAAGGCGCGUGCGGCUUGCAGACAAAGAUUGAACCGCCUAGAGGCCUCCGCGAUGACACCGCGCUUAACGACGCGCGCUUAUUCUGCUGCCGCAGCUGA